GUUCUGGACACCGACAACAUGCGCGUCGGACUGUACCUGAGAGACGAGAUUAUACGGCUUGCCUCUUAGUUGAGUCACUCACAACGCGCAUCUCGCAAACACGCCAUCCUACACCAAAGAUGCAAGGGCAUUCAACUCCACAACCAAGAACAAAGAGCUACGACGCCCGACAACGAACCACCGCCCCGCUGCCCAGGAAACCAUGGCGGUCUGGGCAAGGGUUGCGGGCGACAAAUCCACGAGAGUUGGAACGCUUCGUCGACAGUAGCAGGGAUGGGAUCGAGUGCGUGGGCGUCGGGCGUGAGAGCAGACUGACGGCAAGGACAUCGACGGCAACAUCGAUUAGUUGGGAUGGGUUGACGCUAGACCCAAGGCCUUUCGCACGGUUCGACGAGCACAACACACUCACUACCGGGAAAAAGCCGGCCGGUAGCGCCGGAGCUCGGGUGAUGGUUCUUGAGGGGCACGCGCCGGGAGGAAUAUUUGGGCGGCCAGUAACAGGUCCUGGAAGGAUGCAGUGGACGGUUGAGCAGGAGACCUCUCGCGUGAUGGCACCAGACAAUCCUUUCAGAAGGGCGACCGUGUGCGGGGGAGGCGUUAAUGUGGAGAGACCGUUCUUCGAUUCCGCGCUUGCAGUCGUGCCGAAAGUUCAAGCCGUCCGCCCUCCUACGUGCCUAAGUCGGGCGGGGCCUCAGGGGGACCGCGCCCUCUUGGCACCGGAGGAACGUCGGGAGAUCAACGACUACGACACGAAGAUGCAGAACGCUGAGAGGGUCGGCCGGAAAGCCAGGCAUCAAAAGACGAGGCUUGAUUUCAUCCUGAAGCAUCGCUACCCGGAGGGUGCCAUAGGCGUGGACUCUCCGUCAAACCCUACCUCGGAGGUUCACGCUGAGACGAGGCUCACCAGGGAAAAGAAGGAGGCGGCUUCAUCCGCCCACGCCUCUGCACGACGGCAUCGUCUGGACGACAUCCGGGGGGAUCCCCGACCUCGCUUCGGGUACGACCCUUGGCAGCACCCCGAUCUCCCGGCCGGAGGCGGAAUCCAACAAGGCGUUUUCGGAGGGGUGACCGCUGAGGGUGGUGGAUGGGGUGCGAUAAAACAGGUCGGGGGAAACGGCGGGGAGCACUUCUUGCAGACUAAGACCAGAAAGGGUUCGAGACAGGCCUGCGGCGCCGAUGUGCCUCCAGCGGGGAGCCGAAUUGGCGACAACAUGACACGCGGACAGCAGCCCUCCGCGAUGGGGCACGCGCGGAGCGAGACCUUCAUCAAUAUCCUUGGGAUGAGACAGAAGAUCCCGAAGUCGGACCCCCGCGUCCGUGCUCAGGCCCUGUGGGACGAAGGUUGCGGCAGGCGGUCCUACAACAUCGUCACCGGCGUGCAGCUGCCGUUGCCUUCCGUCAAGGCUGAGCGACCCCCCGGCCGCCUUGCGCACCCGUCGCAGCAGUCGCUUGAGCGAGGUAGAAACCUGCAGGCGUCGCUGAUUGCGGCAUGA
Molecule: messenger RNA, 1493 nt
Organism: Ectocarpus siliculosus
Lineage: Eukaryota; Phaeophyceae; Ectocarpales; Ectocarpaceae
Source: the annotation of a GenBank genome assembly